CGGCGAGCGAGGGCGCGAGCCGAGCGGGGAAGCGAGAGCGCAGGGGAGAGCGCACACGCACACCCGCCCCGCGCGCACUCGCGCGCACAGACCCGCACGGGGGCAGCUUUGAAGUCCCCGGGCUCCAUGGACGGGAUGCUGCUGCUGCUGGCGAGAUGUCUGCUGGUGGUCCUCGUGUCCUCGCUGCUGAUGUCCCCGGGGCUGGCGUGCGGGCCCGGCCGGGGGUUCGGGAAGAGGCGGCACCCCAAAAAGCUGACCCCUUUAGCCUACAAGCAAUUCAUCCCCAACGUGGCGGAGAAGACCCUGGGAGCCAGCGGCAGGUACGAAGGGAAGAUCUCGAGAAACUCCGAGCGAUUUAAGGAACUCACCCCCAACUACAACCCCGACAUCAUAUUUAAGGACGAGGAAAACACCGGAGCGGACCGGCUGAUGACUCAGAGGUGUAAGGACAAGUUGAACGCUUUGGCCAUCUCCGUGAUGAACCAGUGGCCAGGAGUGAAACUGCGGGUGACCGAGGGCUGGGACGAGGACGGCCACCACUCGGAGGAGUCGCUGCACUAUGAGGGCCGCGCGGUGGACAUCACCACGUCGGACCGCGACCGCAGCAAGUACGGCAUGCUGGCCCGCCUGGCGGUGGAGGCCGGCUUCGACUGGGUGUACUACGAGUCCAAAGCGCACAUCCACUGCUCCGUGAAAGCAGAGAACUCGGUGGCGGCCAAGUCCGGCGGCUGCUUCCCCGGCUCGGCCACGGUGCACCUGGAGCAGGGCGGCACCAAGCUGGUGAAGGACCUGCGCCCCGGGGACCGCGUGCUGGCAGCGGACGACCAGGGGCGGCUGCUCUACAGCGACUUCCUCACCUUCCUGGACCGCGACGACCGGGCCAAGAAGGUCUUCUACGUGAUCGAGACGCGCGAGCCGCGCGAGCGCCUGCUGCUCACGGCCGCGCACCUGCUCUUCGUGGCGCCGCUCAACGACUCGGCCGCCGCCGAGCCCGAGGCGCCGUCGGGCGCGGGGCCGCCGCCGGGGGGCGCGCUGGGGCGCCGGGCGCUCUUCGCCAGCCGCGUGCGCCCGGGCCAGCGCGUGUACGUGGUGGCCGAGCGCGACGGGGACCGCCGGCUGCUGCCGGCCGCCGUGCACAGCGUGACGCUGCGCGAGGAGGCCGCGGGCGCGUACGCGCCGCUCACGGCCCAGGGCACCAUCCUCAUCAACCGGGUGCUGGCCUCGUGCUACGCGGUCAUCGAGGAGCACGGCUGGGCGCACCGGGCCUUCGCGCCCUUCCGCCUGGCGCACGCGCUCCUGGCCGCGCUGGCGCCCGCGCGCUCGGGUCGCGGCGGGGACGGCGACGGCGGGGGCGGCCGAGUGUCCCCGCCCGCGCCGGGGGAGCCCGACGCGCCGGGAGCCGCGGGCGUGCACUGGUACUCGCAGCUGCUCUACCGAAUAGGCACUUGGCUCUUGGACAGCGAGGCCCUGCACCCGCUCGGCAUGGCCGUCGCGUCCAGCUGAAGCCGGCGCGGCGCGGGGACAGGGCCCGGGGAAGCCGCCGCCGUGGCACGGGCGAAAGACGCGUGGAGAAGGCGCACGGAACGAGACUUCAUCAUCAUAAUAAUUAAUGAUAAUAAUAAAGUAGGACAGUCCAAAGUAGACUAUAAGGAAGCAAAGACCCUGGGAAGUUUUGUUGUUGCGUUUAGUUUAUAUAUAUAUAUAUUUUUGAACUUUUGUUUUGUUAUUGUUUUAUUUUGGUUAUUUUUUUUCUCCUCUCCUGGCUAUUUAUUUGUUUGGUAUGAAUAGAUGUUUUAAAUAAUAUGAACCGGACCUUCAAGAGCCUUAAAUAGUUUGUUUCUUGGAUAAUUUAUUAUUAUCACGUGGACUGUACUCACAGGGGGAAGAUUAUUUUGUGCGGCCAAGCACCCUGCUCAGAGUCUAUUUUUCUACGUCCCUCGCCCUGUCCGGAAGCAAACCCUGGACUGCGCAUUCCUCUCUGGCAGCCUCCUGCUUUUCCGCAAGCGUAAACUCAGACGUGCUUCGUGGGGGUCCACAAAUUAUAUUUUUAUACACAGAAUUGUAAAUUAGAUUUUUUGAGAGAUCAAUACUUAACUGAAUGACAUUUCAUUUUUUGAAAUAGUGUAAAAUAUGAAAAUAUAUUAUUUUAAUUUAACUAGUUUCCAGUGUAACAGCCGUCGCCCGUACCGUGUUCCUGGUUUCAUCUUUGCUUUGUGAUCACCACUUUGCCCACACUGUGGAAGCCAAGACUGUUACACGCACGCACACACACACAUGCACGCACACACACACACAGUUGUGUUUUGUUUUUUUUUUUGACAAACUGGAAGAACUCUGUUAUUUUUAACUUCAAAGAAUUUAUUAGAAAAUAUUUUUUAAAAGUGCACAUAGCAAUGAGCCCACAAGGAUGGAGCCUGUAGUUUGUACAGAGAAAAAACAAAGGAUGUUUUUGCAUUAAUAAAUUGAGAAAUAACUGCUGUAAAUUUACUAAAAUGUAUUUUUGAAUAUUUUGUAAUAGUUUUAUAGAAAUAAAAUGUGCCACGCACAGACUGGUUAGUAUAUAAUUAACUAA
Molecule: messenger RNA, 2572 nt
Organism: Microcebus murinus (gray mouse lemur)
Lineage: Eukaryota; Metazoa; Chordata; Mammalia; Primates; Cheirogaleidae
Gene: SHH
Product: sonic hedgehog signaling molecule
Biological process (GO): cell-cell signaling; smoothened signaling pathway; regulation of gene expression
Molecular function (GO): calcium ion binding; patched binding
Source: RefSeq, a predicted model, not a curated record